This is a messenger RNA of Pedinophyceae sp. YPF-701, 1323 nucleotides long. The record is from the annotation of a GenBank genome assembly. NCBI's taxonomy places the organism in Eukaryota, Viridiplantae, Chlorophyta, Pedinophyceae.
AUGGAUCGCGUGCGCGCCACGCGGCACCUGCGGUCGCUCCGCCGCAUGGACCCACACACGGACGCCGAAGUCGGCUUACUGGCCAGCGAGUCGCGGCCGUCCCUGGAGCACGUCGCCGAGGGCCAGCCCUCCUUCCGCGGCGCGCAGCUCCUCCAGGCCCCGAGCCUCAACCGCCGGCGCGCCCCCGACGUCGGCGUGUCCGACCACGCGGCCCCGGACGAGCCGAAACCCACCGACUUCCAGUCCAUCCGCGACAUGAUCCUCUCCAGCUACUGGAACAUCCUCCUCCUCGCGCUCCCGCUCGCCAUGCUCUCCGGCUUCCAGCGCUGGGGCGCGGUGUGGGUCUUCCCGCUCAACUUCCUGGUCAUCAUCCCGCUCGCGCUGCUCCUCGGGGACCUCACCGAGGACCUCGCGCUCCGGUUCGGCGACAUCGCGGGCGGCCUGCUGAACGCGACCUUCGGGAACAUCGUCGAGAUGAUUCUCUCGCUCGCAGCGCUGCAGCGCGGCCUCUUCACCGUCGUCGCCAUGUCGCUCCUCGGGAGCGUCUUCUCGAACCAGCUGCUCGUCACGGGGACGUGCUUCCUGCUCGGCGGGCUGCGGUACUCCACCCAGAACUUCAGCGUCGCCGCCAACAAAGCGUACGGGUCGCUGCUGAUGAUCUCCACGAUCUGCCUGUCGAUCCCGUCGAUCUACGCGAUCACGAUCGACUCGCGGGACGAGGCGCGCCAGGUGCUCGUGAUGUCGCGCAUCACCGCGAUCAUCAUGGUGCUCAUCUACGCCGCGUACCUCUACUUCUCCCUCGUGUCGCACGCGUACCUGUUCGAGUCGGACGAGGACGAGGACGCGGAGGAGCCGACGCUGAGCGUGUCCGCGAGCCUCAUGCUGCUCACGGGCAUCACGGUCAUCGUGUCGGUCUGCUCGGAGUUCCUGACGGGGAGCAUCGAGGAGGUGUCCGCGCGGUCCGGGCUGAGUCAGCACUUCAUCGGGGUCAUCCUGCUGCCCAUCAUCGGCAACGCGUGCGAACACCUCACCGCCGUCCUCGUCGCCCUGCGCAACAAAAUGGACCUUGCGAUGUCCGUCGCGCUGGGCAGCUCCAUCCAGAUUUCGUGCUUCGCGUUGCCGUUCGCGGUGCUGGCCGGGUGGGUGAUCGGGCAGCCGUUCGACCUGACGUUCGACCCCGUGAGCGUGCUCAUGUUCACGCUCUCGGUCGUUCUGACCAACAUCUUGACGCCCGACGGACAGUCGCAGUGGCUCAUGGGCCUGGUGCUCCUGUGCUGCUACGUGCUCAUCGGAUGCACGUACCUCAUCGGGACGUUCGCGUGA